AAAUCGAUAUUAAUAUAUUACCACAUUCUGUGCUUAUUAAAGACGUGUAGCCGACCGCUUCUGUCAUUUCCAAUAGUUUCUGCCGACUUUCCCCCCUCGGUGGUUGAGCCUGGAGAGAUUAUGACGUUUUUGUGGGCGUAUCCGCUGUAGUCGUUUAGGUCAACAAAACCAAAGAGAAAGAAAAGAAUACAGAAAACUCCACAUCGCCUCUCACGGGAGACGGUCUCCAAGGACCGGUUUAUUGCAAGAUUGUGGCGUUUUACAUUCCAGAGGCUUAUUCAUCCUUUUCACAGAAGUCUACCCAAAGCAAAAUUCGUCCUGUACUAUGUUUGCUGGCAAACCUGUCAGUGCAUCAAGAAAACAGACUUUUAUUCACGUCAUUUGUAUGGAUUACUGGGUGACUGAUUAAUAAGCCCACAACAGUGAUCUUGCUCUGCAUGUCUUGUUUGGACCUUUAUUUAUUUAUUGUUUGGAUAAUAUUCACAUGCCACCAGCUGAGGUUAUGUGCUCCUUGUUACCCUUUUAUUAAUAUUCUUGAAAAGACCUGGCAAUGAAGAUGUGCGUGACAUUGUGUAAGUUCUUCAGAAAGGCUAAAUACUUGCUGCUUGUACUGCUGGGAUUGUCUGUUUUGGCAUGGAUUGCUAUUUCUGGCAGUGAAACGGUGCAGGAUGCACUAUGGCCAUCUGAGACCCAGUCAAAUGUCCAGCAUAUUGUCCUCAAAGAAAAGACCUCCAAGGCAGCUACAUCUCAUGGUAGCUCCCAUCCUGUCACUUUCUCUUCACCUCGACGGCACUGUCCAUUGCCAUCCAGAUUACUUCAGGGUGCCCUGAAGCUCUCCUUCGACUCCUCCUUAACACUCAAGGAGGUGGAGGGGGAGAAUAGCAAAGUGGUGGAAGGUCAGUACCAACCCGCGGAGUGCAUAGCCCAGCAGAGCGUGGCCAUUCUCAUUCCCCAUCGCAACCGGGAGAAACAUCUUCUCUAUCUCCUACAUCACUUGCAUCCUUUCCUGCAGAGACAGCAAUUACAUUAUGGUAUCUACGUAAUUCACCAGACUGGAAAUGCAACAUUCAACCGAGCCAAGCUGCUGAACGUGGGGUUCCUGGAGGCUCUGAAGGACUACAACUGGAACUGCUUCAUUUUUCACGACGUGGACCUGGUUCCGGAGAAUGACUACAAUCUCUAUAUGUGUGAACAAGAUCCAAAACACCUUGUGGUGGGAAGGAAUGUCACAGGAUAUCAGUUGCGAUACAAAGGCUACUUCGGGGGAGUAACAGCCAUGACAAAGGAGCAGUUUUCAAAAGUGAAUGGCUUUUCCAACACUUACUGGGGAUGGGGUGGAGAAGAUGAUGAUCUUCGUGUCCGGGUCGAGCUUCAAAAAAUGAAAAUUUUGCGACCUCCCCCUGACGUGGCCCGUUACACCAUGGUCUUCCAUAACAGAGACAGUGGCAAUGAAAUCAACAAAGACAGGAUGCGCUUGCUGCGACAGGCACCAAAAGUAUGGAAGACGGAUGGGCUGAAUUCCUGCUCCUACAAAAUGCUCUCUUUGGAAAAGCCAAAACUAUACAUAAAUGUCACUGCAGACAUUGGCAAACCGUAGUUCCAGCCCUGAAGUGACCAUCAUGUCAAAAGUAUUUCUCAAUGGAAAUGGAGAACUCAAGCUUUUAAAGUGCUUAUCUGGGGAAGGGGUAGAUUUGUUAAAUUCACACUUUAAAGUGUUACUACAUCCAAAAAUCCAUCUGAGCUGAUAAACAUUUUCAUUGGUCAAGGAAGCCAGUUUAGUUUUUCUUUCAGAAAAACGUACACCUAAACUACACCUGUAUUUCAUGAAUGAAUGUAUUUUUGGCAAUAAUUGUACUUAAACUAUCAAGUGUAAAUACUUAAAUGCCAUGUAGGAAAAUGACUUUUUACUUUUGUGUUUGAUCAUUUGCCUUGACAGUUCUGCCUGUGGUGCAUUGCCAAUAUCACUGACAUAGAGAUUAAAUUUUUUUUAUUCCUUUUUAUUUUAACAAGUUUUAAUUUUUAAUUUGUGCAAAUGCCUUGUUGCAGCAUCAUUACUGAUGUGACAUUUAUUAAUAAAGAAUAUGACUACUGCA
Molecule: messenger RNA, 2093 nt
Organism: Conger conger (European conger)
Lineage: Eukaryota; Metazoa; Chordata; Actinopteri; Anguilliformes; Congridae
Gene: b4galt4
Product: UDP-Gal:betaGlcNAc beta 1,4- galactosyltransferase, polypeptide 4
Exons: 7
Coding region: 551-1597 (348 amino acids)
Biological process (GO): carbohydrate metabolic process
Molecular function (GO): glycosyltransferase activity
Source: RefSeq, a predicted model, not a curated record